Saccostrea cuccullata (small rock oyster) is the source of this 2807-nucleotide messenger RNA. RefSeq names its product kallikrein-11-like. Gene Ontology annotation, molecular function: calcium ion binding; serine-type endopeptidase activity. Gene Ontology annotation, biological process: proteolysis; blood coagulation. The transcript has 4 exons. The record is from RefSeq and is a predicted model, not a curated record. Bases 526 to 1938 code for a protein of 470 amino acids. Lineage: Eukaryota; Metazoa; Mollusca; Bivalvia; Ostreida; Ostreidae.
AGAGUAAAGAAGACUUCUUGUCUUCUGCUAUAACGUAAACAACCAACAGCUUCUUAGCGUGCCGAAAAAUUGUGCAGCGUUUAUUAUUAAUGUCAAAGCCCGAGAGAACAUAUAGCAAAUAUUUUUGUAUUGAAUUCCGGAUGAAGUUAAUUUGGGAAUGUUUGUGAUAUAUCAUAAUUAUUAGUAUGGAACCAAGUCAAGCUAUCAUCAUGAAGAGUGAGAAAAAAAAUUAUUUCCAUCUGGCAUGUUCUUCGGUGUGAAUGGGCUUUUUAUAACAACUGUAGAAGUUUGAACUGACGACGUCACAUGGUCGGCGUGCGACGCACGUGCUGGCACGGCGCACUUUAUGAAAAUUUAGACCUGCAGGAUAGUUAUAUUGGUUACUCGCUCAGAGAAAACUCCCUCUAUGCUUGUUUCUAUAUUAAAGUAAUUCAGGUUUUGAAUAUUAAUCAGGAUGUGUACGACUUUGACUGAAAAUUCCAUUUCUUAGACUUCUUUGAACAUAUUUGUUGAUAUAGCGUGAAAAUGACCAGGAUCCUCUCUGUCUCUAUAGUUUUUAUGAUUGUUGUUUUCACGUCGGAAUUGUCAAUGGUGAACGGGAAAAAGAAAAAGAGUAGAAAAUUAGAAUCAAGAAAUUCGACACACGGCCUUUCCUCAAAAACAGGAAUACUUUCAAAAGACCAUGAAAAUAGGAUUCUGUGUGAGUACUACACGAAGUGGUCAGAUUGGACGCGUUGCAACCGGAAGUGUGAGCAGACGCGAGUAAGACGAUGCAACCAGCCAGAAAACUGCGGGACUAGCGUUCUCAAGGAAAAGCAAAAUUGCAAAAGACGGAAAGGAAGAUGCUCCACAUUAUCUUAUAAAGUGAUAGGAUUCCGCCGUGGAAACAGGUUAAUAGAGGAACUUUUAUACGAUUUACUGUAUGAUGGAUGGUCGCAAUGGGGGCAUUGCACUCGCUCCUGUCGCAAAAGGAGAUUUCGCAAGUGUAAAGAACACAAAAUUUGUGGUAACAGUUACAUACAGGAGGAGCGGAAGUGUCGUUUAGCGGGGACAGUCUGUGGUAAAAAAUACACAUUUAACACUUUUGAACCAGACACACACUCGCCUUCAGUCAGUGAACUAUCACCUCGGGAGUCGGCUCGCGAUCGGAAAGCUUUUCUGUUGGAAACCACUCAGGGCACCUGUGGAGUUCGGCCUCGGGGAGGAUACCGCAUUGUCGGGGGGAGAGAAGCCAUCCCCCACAGCUGGCCGUGGCAGGUCGCUAUCCUAACGAAGUGGAAGGAACAAUACUGCGGUGGCACUCUCAUCGCCCCGGGUUGGGUUUUAACUGCUGCUCAUUGCAUCAGGCGUCGGGGUCGGAAGAGGAGAGUUAUCGUUCGUGUAGGCGAACAUGAAAUAAAUGUAGACAACAAAAAUGAAAUGGACAUGAAGCUGGAAAAAGAUUUUCCUCAUAACAAUUUUGAUUACGAAACAAUCACAAAUGACAUAGCUCUUCUAAAACUUCGUAAACCGGAAAAAAUCAGUCAUAUGGUUCAAUACGCAUGCUUACCGGAGCCCUCCGAUGAACUUGCUGAUGGAACAAGUUGUUUCAUCGUGGGUUGGGGAAAGCAGAAAAAUACACAUUUAUUAGGUUCUGAAGCUCUUCGUGAAGCGGAAGUGCCAAUUGUCAGCAAGAAAAAAUGUCGAAAAGCCUUUGAUUACAAUAUAGGGGACAAACAAAUUUGCGCAGGCUUCAAAAAAGGAGGCGUUGACUCUUGCGCAGGGGACAGUGGUGGCCCCCUCAUAUGCCCCAAAAUUGUGAAUGGAACAGAGCGAUGGAUUGUUUACGGGGUAACAAGUUAUGGGGAAGGCUGUGGCCAGAAAGGAAAAUAUGGUAUAUAUACUAAGGUUACUCAUUACCUCAACUGGAUCAACCGGGUCAUAAGAAACAACAGCUGAUUUGUUGUUUGUUGUAAAUAUUUUUAAAAAAAUGAAUUUUUAGGGCUUGACUGUAUAUUUUGUUUUACUCAGGACAUCUUUAAAGUUCAGUGUUAUUUAUUUUGAUAUGUUUUAUUUCAGUUGAAUUUUCACUGUUUUAAAUCAUUUACGAAGGAAGGGUGAUGUUUUGCUCAACACUUGCGCAAUUAUAUUACGCAAGUUCGGUAAGCGUACUAAUUAUAUUUUUGCAAUGAACCACCUGUUUGCCCUUUGCGAUGUUUGGGAUUUUUCAACGAUGUAGGUGGGAGUAGGCUGCAGUUUUACGGUAAAUUGUUAAGGAAAGGCUCAAGGCGCAUUUUAUGAAAUACUAAAUAUAACCAUUCUUGCUUUCAUAAUGAUUUUAUCAAAAGAAAAUGUUAAUUAAAUCUAUAUAGUUUAUGGUUUACUGUUUAGAUUUACUAUAUACUUAUACUUCAUACAAAAGGCGUUAGAUUAAAAAAAAUGUUCCUCACAAUUUAGCAUAUCAUCAUUUUUUGUGUAUUCUUGUACCUUCUUAAAAAUGGUAUUUUUUACGACUUAAGCUUAUCGGAAAAUAUUUAUAUGAACUGUGCAUAUGCAUAUUCAUUCCUUUAUUUGCCACGUUUAUUUCUUACAUGGUUUUUAUAUUUCAUUAUAUGAAAAUGAUAACUAAAGAUAUAUUUUCUACUACAAACAUUGUUUUAAAAAACCUCAACUGUCUUGUUGGCAUUCAGGUUUAUGAGGAGGUGAUAUUUCAGGCUGCACAUCUAGUGUAGAAACAGAACCGUGCUGAUUGCAGAUAAUGACUGUGGUUUGUGGGUUGCUAAUGAUUGUCUGCCAUAAUUAUGCUCACUAGGCCAAGGCCGUUUACA